Emys orbicularis (European pond turtle) is the source of this 1686-nucleotide messenger RNA. RefSeq names its product TRAF3 interacting protein 2 (gene TRAF3IP2). Bases 1 to 1686 code for a protein of 561 amino acids. NCBI's taxonomy places the organism in Eukaryota, Metazoa, Chordata, Testudines, Emydidae. The record is from RefSeq and is a predicted model, not a curated record. Gene Ontology annotation, biological process: positive regulation of canonical NF-kappaB signal transduction; humoral immune response. The transcript has 9 exons.
AUGGCCUCCAUUGCAGGCACUGUGAUGAGUCGAAGCAUACCAGUUGAAGUUGAUGAAUCUGCAUUCUGGUCCCCAUUUCCAGAACAUUCACUAGAAGAGGCUUUGAAACCUUCUGUUGAAAAUAUGGAGAAUUUGGUACCUUUAGGACCAUAUCCAACUCAAAUGUCUCAAAAUUCCUUGGCUGAUCAGUCACAUUUAUGUAAAUCCUCAGAGCUUGCAAACUAUCAUCAGCCUGAACCACACAACGAAGCGAUGGAGGAUUAUGACAGCAGUCUUUGGGUAAGAUAUCAGGAUUCUGGAAAAGAUGUGCCUUCCUGUGCUUCCACUGAAUCAGAGGCUGGGAUGCUCCCACCUCAGUCUCAUCUUUUAGCUAUGGAGAAAACAAAUAAGCUAUUGAGAUCUCAGCUUUCAACUGAUUCUCCUGACACUGGACAUGACUCUAGUAAAUCAAACAAAAGUUUUUCUGAUGUUUCACAGAAUUCACUUGAUGACAAAAGCCAAGAGAAUUUACAGUCACAUCAGCCAUCAAAUAACAGAGCACCAUUCGACCUGCCAACUGUAGACACCGGAUAUGAUUCUCAGCUUUGGGAUGUCAUGGGCAUCAGGCAGUUAGAACCUCCGUUACCACUUACAUCUGUGUUUAACCCCCAGGACCUUCCAGGACCAUUAAUAUCCAGAGAGUUUCUUAGAAUUGAACCUCAGCAGUAUCCUGUAUACCAACAAAUGCAGCACCAUAAUGUUUCUCCACAAGCUCACUGGAACCUCAGAUACCAUUGUCCAGUUGAUCCACACCACCAAAAUCCAUAUGGUAGGACUCCCUACCAACAUUUCGCAAAUCCCUCGCAACCACUGCCUCCUGUUCCUGGACCUUGCAUGAGAGUCAUCCAUCCUGCCCAGCAAGUAAUCCAUAACUAUUCAGAUCCUCAUGCUCCUAAAUGCAAUGGAGAAAGAGUUCCACAAAGAGAAUGCUCCUCUCCAGUACGCCCACGAUUUCCAAACCAGUUAUACAACCAGCUACCCAAUGGAGGGCUGCCACCCACGGCAUGUGCCCAAGAUGAUGCUUACCGGUGUACUUCUGACUUCGUACCUCAGGUUAACAAUUUUCUGCCCCCAGCUGCUGUCCCAAGACCUCUUAGUAACCCUGCAGCCAGGGGAACUCUGAGAACAAGCAAUUUGCCAGAAGAGUUGCGUAAGGUUUUUAUAACCUAUUCUGUGGAUGCAGCUAUGGAGGUCAUGAAAUUUGUGAACUUUCUGCUUGUAAAUGGAUUUCAAACUGCAAUUGAUAUAUUUGAGGACACAGUACGAGGCAUUGACAUCAUUAAGUGGAUGGAACGCUACCUAGGUGAUAAGAUGGUGAUGAUAAUCAUAGCAAUCAGUCCAAAAUACAAACAGGAUGUUGAAGGGGCUGAAUCCCAGCUGGACAGGGAUGAGCAUGGCUUACAUACUAAAUACAUCCACAGGAUGAUGCAGAUUGAGUUUAUCCAACAAGGAAGCAUGAACUUUAGAUUCAUUCCUGUGCUCUUCCCAAAUGCUAAGAAGGAACAUGUGCCUACCUGGCUUCAGAACACUCACAUUUAUAGCUGGCCAAAAAAUAAGAACAACAUCUUGUUGCGGUUACUGAGAGAAGAGGAAUAUGUUGCUCCUCCAGUAGGACCUUUGCCUACACUCCAGGUUGUGCCAUUAUGA